Molecule: messenger RNA, 1185 nt
Organism: Lindgomyces ingoldianus
Lineage: Eukaryota; Fungi; Ascomycota; Dothideomycetes; Pleosporales; Lindgomycetaceae
Product: neuraminidase
Exons: 2
Coding region: 1-1185 (394 amino acids)
Source: RefSeq, a predicted model, not a curated record
AUGACGAACUUCAACACCGACCUAACCACCCACUCAGAGUCUCCUUACUUCGCCUCAAACUUCCUCCCAGCAUCCACAGUCCAAGUCCACGCAUCCAACCUCCUCCAAUUCCCAAAUGGAGACCUCUUAUGCGCCUGGUUUGGCGGCUCCCAAGAAGGUCUCUCCGACAUCUGCAUCUACCUAUCCCGUAUGAGCAAAGGUUCGCGGACAUGGACGCACCCGCUCCAAAUCUCCAACGACCCAGAUCGAAGUGAACAAAACCCCGUGUUAUUCCUUAAUCCCCAGACUCGGGAUUUGUGGAUUUUGUAUACCGCACAACCGGCCGGAAACCAGGAUAAAGCGGUUGUAAGAUAUCGGGUUUCGAAAGAUGAGGGACAGAGUUGGGGAGAUGCUAGGCUGUUGUUUGAGGAUGAGGGAUUGUUUAUUAGACAGCCGAUGGUGGUACUAGGAGAUGGAACGUGGGUGCUUCCGGCUUGGUAUUGUCGCUCGCCGAAAGGAUAUCGGUGGGUUGGGAACGAUGAUGUUUCUGUAAUUAAGUACACACAUGAUUGCGGGAAAACUUGGCUUGAAAAGGAGGUCCCGGAAUCGCUGGGAUGUGUGCAUAUGAGUGUUAAAGCAUUAGCUGGUGAGGGGGGGUUUGUUGCUUUUUUUAGAUCGAGGUGGGCGGAUAACAUCUACACGUCUUCCUCGCCCGAUUGCCUUUCCUGGUCCCCACCAAAGCGAACCAGCCUUCCAAACCCUAACUCCGGAAUCUGUUGCGAUGUCCUGUCAUCCGGCCAUUUCAUCCUCGUCUACAACGACUCGUCCUACCAAUCCGGCCAGGCGAAACGCGAAGGCUUGUAUGAUGAUAUCACGCCUACGGACGAUACGAGGGCGAAUCAACCCACAGUGGAUGGGAUUGGAAAGAAAGAGGCGAUUUGGGGGGUCCCAAGGAAAGCGCUAACGGUAGCAGUUAGUAGGGGUGCAGGCGGGGGUGGGGGUUGGGGAGUGAAGAAGGUUUUGCAGGAGGGGGAGGGGGAGUGUUUGACGAAUGAUUCGAAGGGGGAGAGGAAUAAAGAGUUGAGUUAUCCGAGUAUUUGGGUGGAGAGGGGGGAUGGAGGGAGGGAUGUAGUCAAUGUGGCGUUUACGUUUUGGAGGCAAAGGAUUCGGUUCUGUAGGUUUGAGGUGGAAUGGGUGGAGAGUUAG